AUGUCCGUCCCCGGCCACCUGGGGGUAGGUGUUGUAGUUCUUGACGCCGGUGAAGCCCUUCUCGACGAAUUCGGCCGACAUGCCCACGGCCAUGGAAAAAUUGGUCGCGGUAUUGGCAGUGGACCAGCCGAUGCUGUUGGCAUCAACGAGGUAGACCUGGUUGCCUUGUGGAACGUCAAUGCCGGUGCAGCUACUGUCGGCAUUGGAGGUGGCAGUGACCGCUAUUGCGACGGCAACCAGCCCGAGCGCGGAGGAAGCCGCGAAUGGGACCAUGAUAUGAUGGCUGGCGUGGAAGUUGGAAGUUGGAAGCAGUUUGACACACAAACCAGGGAGGGUGGCGCGCCAGAUGCGCACAGAUUUAUCUGGCUGGGACACAAAUGCCAAGCCCGCUGCCCGCAACCUGCUUCUCGCCGGUCCAUCUGCGCAAGGCAGAGACGUGACGUGCUCAAGGAGCAGGAUCCUCUUUUCAGAGUUCCUCGCUGCAGCUUUGAGCUUGUCCGAUCUUUGACGCCCAGGGACCCCGUGCCGCGAACUCGCAGCCCUUCCGGCAUUCAUGUCGCAAACUUGGCUGCCGACGGCAUAGGGUGA
Colletotrichum orchidophilum is the source of this 588-nucleotide messenger RNA. RefSeq lists its product as uncharacterized. The record is from RefSeq and is a predicted model, not a curated record. The coding region runs from base 1 to 588 and encodes 195 amino acids. Lineage: Eukaryota; Fungi; Ascomycota; Sordariomycetes; Glomerellales; Glomerellaceae. The transcript has 3 exons.